AUGGCUUCUCACGACGACCCGGAGAAGAAGCGGGUUUCUCACAGAAUUCGCUCGCUCUCCAAAUCCCUCCAUCGCCUUUCCUCGAACCACGUACCGGACCGUCUCAAGAAUAACGACGAUGAACAAGAAGAUUUUACGGCGCCGCCUAAAAUCCUUACAGCCAGAGACAUACCAUAUAUGCACCAAUCUGUUUUCUCUUUGAUUGCAGCCGCCGGCUCGCGAUCCGAUUUUCAUUCUCGAUUUGAUGAUUCUAGUGACAGUGACGGUGAUGAUUCGGAAGAGAAAAAACGACAGGAUCCGUUGCACAGACGACUCGUCGGGAGGCUAUCGAACAAACCCGGCAAAGAAGUUUCAUCGUCGCAGGUCAUUCCGGAGGAGACUGGACAAGAACCGCGACCUUCAAAGAUACCAUCCACGAGCUCUGUCAGCAGUCAUCGAAGGACAGGCUCAGGAAAUCGGCUACUACGAUCAAUCCCAAGCAUAGGUUCUAAGCGAACAGACAAAGAAGGCAAAUCUGACCAGGCUGCCGAGGCUGCCGAGGCAGCUCAAAGCCCGCGGAAUGAAGUGCAACCGGCUCGAGAAACAACUACGACUCCUCGGACCGCGCCCGUUCUAAGUCGGAUGAUAGAAGCUCAAAGCCGAUUCGAUCCCGCAGCGCUCUCGACUGAGGAACAUGCGCAGGCUGAAAAAGAGACCGAUGACAAGCAAAGUGAUGAACAAAAGUCAAAAGUUCUCCUGCCUAUUCGACUGAAAGAAAUCUUUGGUUUUGAAAGGCCUGAGCCGGUCAUUGGAGAGUAUCCCUGCUGGCUUAUGCAAAAUGUUGCGCUUCAGGGAUACAUGUACAUUACCGAAGGACAUAUCUGCUUCUAUGCCUAUCUUCCGCAAAAAUCUAACGUGGCCGUCAAGUCCGGCCAGUUGAGUAAGCGUGGUCGCAAUAACCCCCGAUACAAGCGUUACUGGUUUUCCUUGAAAGGCGAUGUGUUUUCCUACUAUGCGGAUCCAUCGAAAUUAUACUUUCCAAGCGGUCACAUUGACUUGCGAUAUGGGAUCAGCGCAUCGCUUGCAGAAAAGGAGAAGGGUAAAGACACUCGAGAUUUUACUGUGACUACUGAUCAGCGGUCGUAUUACUUCCGGGCAGACAGUGCAUCCAGCGCCAACGAGUGGGUGAAGGCUUUGCAGAAGGUCAUUUUCCGUUCACAAAAUGAAGGCGGACGGGUGAAGAUAUCUCUGCCAUUGGAGGACAUCAUGGACAUAGAAGAGAGUCCUAUGAUGGACUUGGCUCAGACAUUCAAAAUCAGAGUGGUGGAUAUACACGAGACCUAUGCGAUUGAUGAACAUUUUUUCUCGUUCUUCAACUUUGGACAAGAUGCAUUUGAGGUGCUCAAAGGCUUAAUCAACGACUCAACAGCACGAAGGAUAGCCCAAGAUCCCAAUGCUACACAGGUGCUGAACUCAGUAGUCAGUGAAAGCCAUCGCCAACGAGCAGAUUCAUCGGCUUCGGAGAAGCUUGACGCGAAGCUUGAAUCUAGUUCAGCUCAAAAGAGUGAGACUUCUGAUCAAAAUCUGGAAUCUGAUUCUUUCGUACAGUCUAUGGGCCAGACAGAAUCUUCGCUUAGCCUGCAGUCACACCCGGACACCAUCGUCACGGCUAGUCAGAUCCUAACACGAGACGAUGUUUUCAAUUCACCUACAAUUCAUAGUUUGCGCCCUAAUACUUCGCUUGACGGCGUAUCUUUUGAAAGCCCCUCCAGAAAGGUGUUGACCGAACCCAUCAAGAAGACGGGUAAAGAAGUUUCGAGGGAUCCGGUACAAGACGCUUCGAUUGAACGCAAGUCCUACGUAACUGCAGCUCCGACGAUUCACGAACUUGUGAAAGCCGGGACUUAUCCUUUACAACGUGCAGCUGGGUUUGCAGAGUAUUUGAAAAGCCGAUCUCGACAAAUGAGCAGCCUUCUGGCAACCGAGUCCAUGGGAUACAUCGAGAAAGUGUCCGGUAUGUGGAUAGGCGGGGGAAAGCACUAUGCCGAAGGUGAAGAUCCGGCUCUGGAGCAAUACUUUGAUGGCGAGGAUGCAGAAACGAGCGGCACUUAUGGUGAUCGUUUUCGUGCGCACUUUGCGCUCCCACCUACUGAGAAGCUUCAAGCCACAUACUAUGGAUAUCUUCACCGUGUUCUACCUCUUUACGGUAAGAUCUACAUAGGAAACAGCAAAUUCUGCUUUAGAAGUCUGCUACCUGGGACCCGAACAAAGAUGAUUCUACCUAUCAAAGAUAUUGAGAAUGUCGAGAAGGAGAAAGGGUUUCGAUUCGGUUAUCAGGGUCUUGUCCUUAUCAUCCGCGGUCAUGAGGAACUCUUCUUCGAAUUCAAUGCAGCAGACUCUCGCGAUGACUGCGCAGUCACACUACAUCAUCGGCUCGAGUCGGKGCGAUUUCUUGCACAAUCCAGUAUAUUAAUGCAAAAGGAUAAGGACGAGGCGGCCGCUGCAAAGGCUGAGCAGCAACUACUACAAGAAGCAAUGCAGGGGACUUUGGUAGAAGACUCGCAAGAGGUACAUCCGAUCUUUGAUGACCCGCGCGCUUCAAUCGUGAACUUCAAACCUACGGAGUCAUUGCGGAUUACGUGCUUGACUAUCGGUUCGCGAGGAGAUGUUCAACCUUAUAUUAGUCUUUGCAAAGGAUUACUUGCCGAGGGACACCGGCCAAAGAUUGCAACGCAUGCUGAAUUCGGGCCAUGGGUCCUCCAGCAUGGCAUUGAUUUUGCACCUAUUGGGGGCGAUCCGGCAGAGCUGAUGAGGAUUUGCGUGGAAAAUGGAAUGUUCACUUAUUCGUUCUUGAAGGAAGCCUCUUCCAAGUUUCGAGGGUGGAUGGACGACCUUUUGACUUCAGCUUGGAAUGCCUGUCAAGAUAGUGAUGUUUUAAUCGAAUCUCCCAGUGCAAUGGCUGGAAUUCACAUCGCUGAGGCUCUUCGAAUCCCUUAUUUCCGCGCCUUCACCAUGCCUUGGUCACGUACACGAGCAUAUCCACAUGCUUUUGCCGUUCCCGAGCACAAAAUGGGCGGUGCCUACAACUAUAUAACGUACGUGAUGUUUGACAAUGUGUUUUGGCGAGCUAUGUCCGGCCAGGUAAAUAGAUGGCGAAAGAUGGAAUUGGGCCUUCGAGGCACAACCCUUGACAAGAUGCAAGCGAACAAAGUGCCAUUCUUGUAUAAUUACUCACCGUCGGUUGUUCCACCACCGCUCGAUUAUCCUGACUGGAUUCGAGUUACGGGUUACUGGUUCUUGAACGAAGCUUCGACCUGGACUCCUCCAACAGAGCUCACCAAUUUCAUCAAAAAGGCACGCGAAGAUGGCAAGAAGAUUGUUUACAUUGGCUUUGGAUCUAUCGUUGUUUCGGAUCCUGCUGCAUUGACUCGCACGGUUGUCGAAUCAGUCCAGAAAGCGGAUAUUCGCUGCAUCUUGUCCAAGGGCUGGUCCGAUCGUCUAGGCGAUCCAAAGAGCACCCGUUCUGAGGUUCCUCUUCCUUCAGAAAUUCAUCAGAUCCAAUCAGCUCCGCAUGAUUGGCUUUUUACUCAGAUUGACGCAGCUGUGCAUCACGGAGGUGCUGGUACCACAGGAGCCAGCCUUCGUGCCGGUGUUCCUACUAUAAUAAAGCCGUUUUUUGGAGACCAGUUCUUCUCUGGAUCACGAGUUGAGGAUUUGGGAGUCGGCAUCUGCAUGAAGAAGCUCAACGUGGGAGUGUUUUCGCGGGCGCUCUGGGAAGCGACUCAUAGUGAGCGAAUGAUCUUGAAGGCUAAGCUUCUCGGCGAGCAGAUCCGUAAGGAAAACGGGGUCGCCACCGCCAUUCAAGCAAUCUAUCGCGACCUAGAAUACGCAACAACCCUAACCCGCCAACGCGCUUCUCUUUCCACCACACCACUUACAGCAACAGAAGAAAGCAAACCUGCUGACGAGGGUGAAGAAGCCGAUGACAUGGAAGGCGAAGAAUCAUGGACUUUUGUGGAUGACUACGCCGAUCCCGAAUUGCUCAAGAACGAGAAUUUGUUCUACCAGAAGAACUUUACCUCUUCCCCGGCAUCUUCACCAACGCUCACAAACAAAUGA
Talaromyces amestolkiae is the source of this 4098-nucleotide messenger RNA. RefSeq lists its product as uncharacterized. The coding region runs from base 1 to 4098 and encodes 1365 amino acids. Gene Ontology annotation, molecular function: hexosyltransferase activity; UDP-glycosyltransferase activity. The transcript is spliced from 2 exons. Gene Ontology annotation, biological process: carbohydrate metabolic process. Lineage: Eukaryota; Fungi; Ascomycota; Eurotiomycetes; Eurotiales; Trichocomaceae. The record is from RefSeq and is a predicted model, not a curated record.